AUGCCUAUCGGAAGCGAGGAGCUCAAUCAAAGCAGCAAUCACCAGGCCAAGAAGGCGCCGACAAACGCCACAACUGCCCAAAAGAGAAAGCUACAAAAUAGAGCGGCACAAAAGACAUACCGAGAGAAACGCAAGCGCAAGCUGCAAGAGCUUGAGGAGCUCACCGCGCGGUCUGGUCCUGCUAAUCGAAGCACCAAUGGAAAUACAAGCCUGGAACUUGUGACCUCACAAGGCAGUGAUACACUCCCUCCGCCAGAUUCGGACACGAGCAAUACCGUGGAGAACCCUGAUUGGCUAUUCGACUUCAUCGCCCCUACCGCCAUAGACCUUACUUCUCCAUCGAUAACCACCAUGCCCCACGCAACCGUCGUAACCUACCAAAUGUGCUUCCCGGAUCUCCCCACAGAACAGCAACGCGCGGCACUCGCUUGCAAAGUCUUCGCCGCCUACACCCGCACGCGCACUCAACACCUGUUCGACCCAUAUCAAAACAACCUAAACAUCUCAACACUAUCCUUUGCCGCAGGCUUCUUUGCCAACGCACUGAGUUUGGGCUUGACAGACCACAUGUACUGCAAUCCGUCCGCACAAUCUAACUUCUACCGCCCGAAGAUCACGGAGUCGCCCUACGCGGAUACCAUGAUGCUCGCUGUGCAGCGCAGCUUCGACGGCCUGAAACCGGAUUUGCGACCCACAUCCGCCCAAAUCGUACAGUCGCAUCAUCCAGCUAUCGACUUCUUCCCCUUCCCCAACUUUCGAAGACGGUUGAUUGAAGGUUUGGCUCAGAAUCCGCCCCUAAUCAAUGAAGUCGAAUUCUGGGAAGACCUCAAAGCGGAUGCGAUAGUCUGUUGGGGAAGUGCUAGUGUGGACUUGGGUGGUGAAGGCGUGCCGUGGAGCUGGGAGGCGAAGGAGUGGUUUUUGGAUAAAUAUCGUGGGAUGCUUGGGGACGAGGAAGAUGAGCUUUGGCGGGCGAGUCGGUGGUGGCGGGAGAUGAGGGGAGAAUAUACGUAA
This is a messenger RNA of Didymosphaeria variabile, 1011 nucleotides long. RefSeq lists its product as uncharacterized. Gene Ontology annotation, biological process: regulation of DNA-templated transcription. The record is from RefSeq and is a predicted model, not a curated record. Gene Ontology annotation, molecular function: DNA-binding transcription factor activity. The coding region runs from base 1 to 1011 and encodes 336 amino acids. The transcript has 2 exons. NCBI's taxonomy places the organism in Eukaryota, Fungi, Ascomycota, Dothideomycetes, Pleosporales, Didymosphaeriaceae.